This is a messenger RNA of Aspergillus pseudonomiae, 1638 nucleotides long. RefSeq names its product DUF2461 domain-containing protein. The transcript has 6 exons. The record is from RefSeq and is a predicted model, not a curated record. The coding region runs from base 272 to 1411 and encodes 379 amino acids. Lineage: Eukaryota; Fungi; Ascomycota; Eurotiomycetes; Eurotiales; Aspergillaceae.
GCGAAAACCGCCCCAGAAGUUACCAACCUCCUGGUCGCAUUCCCGGUUCCUUUUGAACCGUCUCAAAGUCUAUCAGUCACUAAUGACCCCAUAGUUCGGUCAAGAAGUUUACAAGCCGCCGCGGGAGCUUAUUAAUUACUAUACCUCCCAGAUCUCCCCUAUAAGUUGUUUCGCUCCACUCUUGCAUAACUAAUUGUGUCUACAAAGAACAGCUUCAAUUUACGUUUUCUUCACAAACGGAGAAGAAGAACCCGAAAACCUUUCUCUUGCCAUGCCUCGUCGAUCGUCUCGGGCCGUUCCCGCGUCGGCGGCAGCACCAGCGCCAGUACAAAAAAGGCGCGCGUCUGACAGACUCCCCACUGCCUCCAAGACAGGACCAAAAAGACCAAAGUCCGACAUCACCACUACCACCACUGGAAGGCCCGUCAGGUCCACCUCAAAGAAGAGCAAAUAUUUCCAGGAAGAACAUUCAGAUCAUUUAGAGACUGAUUCCGACAAUGGCUCCCCGCUGGAGGAUUCCCCCUCCAAGUACGACGACUCCGCAUCGGAGGAUGCGGAAUCAGAUGCAUAUACCACAGCCGAUGAGGCGACAAAAAAUCCAAAAAGAAAACCCGGGAGACCACGAAAGAGCCUAGGAAGCAACAAGGGAGACACCGAAGGUACCAGAAAGAAAUUGGACAGUGUUCUAGAAGGUGAUACGAACGAAGCAUUGAAAGAUAAGCAGUUGUGGAAGGAAGGUGUCAGAACCGGCCUUGGACCUGGAAAAGAGGUCUUCAUCAAGAAGCCCAAAGCAAGGGAGGCAGGUGCUGUGCCCUACCAAGAGGAUACCUUGCAUCCCAACACCUUCCUUUUUCUUGUGGACUUGGCGGAGAACAAUGAGAGGCCUUGGCUCAAAGCGCACGAUGCGGACUACCGUGCUUCUAAAAAGGAUUGGGAGAGCUUUGUUGAAAGUCUCACCGAGAAGAUUUCAGAGAUGGAUAGCACGAUUCCUGAGUUGCCUGUUAAGGACCUGGUAUUCCGUAUACAUAGGGACAUUCGGUUCAGCAAGAACCCUACUCCUUAUAAAACAAACUUUUCAGCUGCCUGGUCACGCACAGGCAAAAAGGGCCCUUACGCUGCUUAUUAUGUCCACUGUCAACCUAAGUCCUGCUUUGUCGGUUCAGGUCUCUGGCAUCCAGAGGCGGACAAACUUGCGCUUAUGCGAGAGGAUAUCGACAGGAAUUCGCAUCGCUUGAAGGCGGUCUUAGGAGAGGAAGGAAUGCGCCGCGAAAUUUUCAAUGGGGUACCUGAUGAAGAGAAGGCUGUUGAGGCUUUUGUCAACCAGAAUCAAGAAAGCGCGCUCAAGACCAAACCCAAGGUAGGCAACUCUUCGUUCCUCAAACAUUGCUCCACAGCUCAAAGGGUCUUGUGACCUUAUGGUUCUUAUUCUCCCACCUAUGCCGGUUUAAUUGCAUCAAAUCGUUUCGUUGGUGAGAUAGAUGCGCCCGUUCUUGAGGUUCGAAGGGGAGUCGGUCGCGUCUCAUCACUAAACAUGACGUUUGGUGCUCGUUAGUUUUCAUCUCAAAUGACACAGGUCUCCAUCAAAGUCCUGUCUCUGAACAUAAAUAGAGCUAAACACGCCAGCCUGACACAUGGGUU